Molecule: messenger RNA, 2323 nt
Organism: Aegilops tauschii subsp. strangulata
Lineage: Eukaryota; Viridiplantae; Streptophyta; Magnoliopsida; Poales; Poaceae
Biological process (GO): regulation of DNA-templated transcription
Cellular component (GO): nucleus
Molecular function (GO): DNA-binding transcription factor activity; sequence-specific DNA binding
Source: RefSeq, a predicted model, not a curated record
UGGAGCCCGGCCGGCCGUAUAAAUGGCGGGCACGGCGCGGGGAGAUUCUAGCUGUCAUACAAGCCGGGAACCGGAGCCACAGCAAGCUCAGCAAAGCCCAUGACCGCAUAGAUAGAUAGAUAGCGUAGCCACGGCCAUCAAAUAGUAUUAAUCCGAGUGGCUAAUUAACUAGCAAUAGGGAUUAGCCAGUUGAAGGAGUGAUAGUAUAUAGGGAGGGAGGGAGCUGCAUGGCCAUGGACGCGAUGAGCAGCGCGGUGUUGCAGGGGGCGUGGAGGAAGGGCCCCUGGACGGCGCUGGAGGACCGGCUGCUGACCGAGUACGUGCAGCAGCAGGGCGAGGGCAGCUGGAACUCCGUCGCCAAGCUCACCGGGCUGCGGCGGAGCGGCAAGAGCUGCCGGCUGCGGUGGGUGAACUACCUCCGGCCGGACCUGAAGCGGGGCAAGAUCACCGCCGACGAGGAGACCGUCAUCCUCCAGCUCCACGCCAUGCUCGGCAACAGGUGGUCGGCGAUCGCGCGGUGCCUGCCGGGGAGGACGGACAACGAGAUCAAGAACUACUGGCGGACGCACUUCAAGAAGGCGCGGCCGUCCAGGCGGGCCAGGGCGCAGCUGCUGCACCAGUACCAGCUCCAGCAGCAGCAGCAGCACCGCCAGUACCUCCACGCCCUGCACCUCCUCCAGCAGCAGCAGCAGGAGAUGCAGAUGCAGCUACAGGAGAACCAGCAGCAGCAGCAGCAGCAGCAACAGGUGAUGAUGAUGGCGCAGCAGAGCCCGCCGGAGGAGGACCAGGCUGUGAUCACCACCGUCGGCAACAUGAACAGCAUGGAGACUGCGGAGUGCUACUGCCCGUGCCCGGCGGCGUCGGCGGUGCUCGACCUUCCGCUCCCGGCCGACGACGAGGACGCGCUGUGGGACAGCCUCUGGCGGCUCGUCGACGGGGAGGACGGCUCCAGCGGAGGCGACUCAGGCGAGUACUAGGCUACUGCAUGUGCUAAUACUACUACGGCAAUGUGCAUGUGUCCCAUUGUAAAGAAAGAAAGAAAGGAAGGAGAGGUAAUACAAUACUGCCUGCAGGUUAAUUUCAGUACUACUGGCCGCAGGGAUAUCAUCCCGGCGGUGAUAGCUAGGAAGGACCAUGCAUGCAUGAUCACGCACGCAUGCCAAUAGUUCUUCAUGCAUGUCUCGUGUACAUGUUUACCCUUUUACCCAUGACCAUGAGCCAUGAUGAUGAGCCCAUGAUCAGGUGCACUGUACCAGCCUCUUCAGUUAGCAUGUCAACAAAGCUAGCUUGUAAAUUGCAGCAGCAAUAGCAUCAUGUAAUUUUGGUCUCGCUUCUCAGUGAAUCAAGUACAUUUUCCUCAGUUCAUGAACGAGCAGUGCAGCAGAUCCAUACCCACUUGGCAAUACUUUAUGCACCUUGUAGCUAAUUCGCUGUACAAAAUGGCCUAGCACACGUAUCAUCACAAUUGGUUAUUAUGAUCCAAGCAUCUUUUAUCCUUUGUAUAAUGGGAGGACAGGAACUUGACCGAGUUGCUCAACUCACCAUAUGAAUUCAGUUACAUAGUGACUGAAACCACGGGCUAUCUAAUCUGAGUAACAAAAUCAGUUUGUAGCUAAUACAAACAUCAACGAGGUUUGGCAGGAGUUUGAGGGGUGAGUUGGCUGACUUAUGGCAGCAACUGCAAGAUGAUGAUUGUAGGGAUAUCACCAUGGCUGCUGAUGGGGCUUAAUUCUUCUGGUCAGAUUACAGUCAAGUACACGACGAUAACUAGCUAGUGAUGGAAGCCUUACAAGGUUAAUUGGUGUCCUUUCAGGCUACCCUGGUUCCUAAAAGUGCCUUUAAAAAUUAAAGUUUUUCUUCGGUUAAUGUUCAAGAAUAAGUAGUAAUUUGACUGAAGAUAACCUACAUAAGAGAGGCUGGAGUGGUAGUGAGAAGUGCAGUUUCUGUGACUACGCGGAAGAUAUAGAUCACUUGCAAGUUCAUUUGUUGGAUCAUGAACUAUGUUCUUGGAUUUUCAUUUUCUCUGGGAAGUUUAGGGGCUAAAACUACUCUGCGGACGACGGCCGACAGCACGAACUGUGGACGAUGGAGGAAUUAACGGUGCUAUCCAGUUUUUCUCUAUGCAUGGACGGCUUGAUCUGCUGUGUCGUCUGAAAAUCGUUGAGGUCGUGUGUGUAGCAGCGUUCCUGGGUUUAUGUUCUGUUCAUUGGUUCUUUUUGCACAGGGGCUUGAGACUCAUAUGGGACGCUGCUGUAUUAUCAAUUUCAUGAGAAAUGAAAUUGGCAAACUCUGCUCCUCAAUUUGAAAACAAAAAAAAAAACAU